Messenger RNA from Nilaparvata lugens (brown planthopper), 2743 nucleotides. RefSeq names its product protein O-mannosyl-transferase TMTC1. NCBI's taxonomy places the organism in Eukaryota, Metazoa, Arthropoda, Insecta, Hemiptera, Delphacidae. Gene Ontology annotation, molecular function: protein binding; mannosyltransferase activity. The record is from RefSeq and is a predicted model, not a curated record. Gene Ontology annotation, biological process: protein O-linked glycosylation via mannose.
ACUCGUGACGGGCGUGUCAGAGUGUGACGUCGACAUACUAAGCACGUUGGGCGGGCGACGGCAAAGUGUUAUCCCCAAAAAAUUAAAUAUUGAGUUGGGAGACAAGUUUGAGGAAUUUUUGGAGUCAAAGUGUAACGUCGACAAAUUCAAGGUGAGACAGGGACAAAGUGUGACAACGUCAAAGUGAUGGGGGGACGGGCCAAGAGCUAUCAUGACUUGAGCGACCUGACAAGAGUGUACAGUGCCGUGUCGUUGUUAGCUCUGCUCUGCUACAUGAACGGGCUGGAGGGUGAUUUUGUGCACGAUGAUAUCCCGGCGCUCACCACCAAUCCUGACGUUUUGGGAGGCAACGCUCUGCCAACGAUGUUCGUCAACGACUUCUGGGGCACGCCUAUGGCCGAUGUCAACAGUCACAAGAGCUAUCGGCCGUUGACCACGUUGACGUUUAGACUGAGCUACUGGCUGGCAGGCCUGGCACCCACGUGGUUCCACGCUGGCAACCUGGCCCUACAUGCCGCCUGCUGUCUGCUCUUCACCAGGGCUGUGCUCACUGUGGCAGGGCUCAGGACACCCUUCGCUGCCCUUGGAGGGUUGCUAUUUGCUUCACAUCCUGUACACACUGAAGCGGUUACGGGAAUUGUGGGCAGAGCAGAUGUAUUGGCCUGCUUCUUCUUCUUGCUCUCCUUCUUGGCUUAUCACGAUGAUGGCUGGUGGGGGACAGAGAGGCGAAUAUUGUUCAGUUCCAUAAUGGCAGCUCUCUCUAUCUUGGCCAAAGAAACGGGCGUCACUGUACUUCUGGUCAAUCUAGCUUUUGAUCUCUACAAAUCAUGGCCUCCUGUAAAAAGAUCUUUGCUGGAUAUGCAGUGGAACGAGGAAUCUCUUCAGUUUGCUCGCAGGGCUGCUAAGGUGUUCAUGGUGACCAGCUUGCUGUUAGUGUUUCGACUGGCGAUGCUGCAAGGAGGACUGCCAAGGUUCUCUAGCCAAGAUAAUCCUUCUGCCUUCCAUCCAUGUCCACAUGUCAGAAUGCUGACUUUCUGCUACUUGGUGGCCUUCAACUUUUGGCUACUCCUGUGCCCGGCCACCCUUAGUCACGACUGGCAGAUGGGUUCCAUACCUCUUGUCACCUCCCUGGCAGAUUACAGAAAUCUGGCCACCUGUCUAUUCUUCGCCGGCUUUCUGUGGCUGGCUUACAGGAUUAUGGCUGAUUUCGAGAGCCACAAACACGUGCCAUUAGUACUGGGAGCUAUGCUACUUUGCAUACCAUUCUUACCAGCCACAAACCUCCUUGUCACUGUAGGCUUUGUCAUAGCCGAGAGGGUUCUCUAUAUACCAAGUUUGGGAGUGGUGCUGAUAGUAGCGUACGGCGCACAGGUACUGUACGAGAAAGUGAGUGGGGGAAGCACGCGGCUGCAAUUUGUGCUGACGUGUUGGUUUGUGCUGAUGCUGGCUUCCUUCUGCACGCGCACCAUGUACAGGAACCUCGACUGGUCGUCCAGGGAGGCUCUUGUCAGAGCUGGUAUCAGAGCACUCCCACACAACGCCAAAAUGCACUACAACCUGGGAAACUAUCUGCGAGAUACGGGGAGGCCUGAACUGGCCAAAAAGCACUACUCUGAAGCUUUGAGGUUGUGGCCGUCCUACGCCAGUGCGCAUAAUAAUCUGGGGACUCUGAUGAGUGAAGGUCUGGACGCUGAGUCACACUUCCUUGCGGCCAUCACACAUUCGCCCGGCCAUGUCAAUGCUCACUAUAAUCUCGGACAAGUUUACAGGAGGAUGAACCGCAGUGAAGAGGCCGUGUUGAUGCUGGAACGGUGUCUCCGCCUGAACGCCGGCUACACUCCGGCCUACCUGCUGCUGGCCAAACUGCACAGUCACAAUGCCCCCCUCGUUGGUCGCCUGCUCAGGCAUGUCAUACAGCUGCAGCCUGCCAGUGCUGACUAUCUCGCCGAGUAUGCUACUUGGUUACUCGACAAUUACCGAAUAGCAGAAGCUAAAAAGUACUACGAGCAAGCUCUGAGGCUACAGAACAGUCAUAGAACGUCUUUCUUGGGACUGGCCAGAGCUGUCAGGUCUAAAGGACCCAAAGCGAGGUUACAUCAGUUACUACUCAGGUGGCACAUGAUAUGCUGCGGCCAGAAUCGACAGAGACUGGUUUACACAGGCGAUCUGUACCUGAGGAGUUGGGAGCACUACAAGCCAGGCCAGGUCACAUCGUUGCCCGAACAGACCAAUCGGCCAGUGGUCGCAUGCAAUACUGUGGAGAUGCCACCUCUCCUUGUGACGGGAUCCGACGACAGAAAGAUCCGUUCACUGCCAGAAAGAUCUGAAACGAACCUGAGGAGACCCGGCUGACAUGCAGUUGUCACCGGAGCCAACUGAAAUAUUUCGGUUGAAAAUUGAUUAUGAAGUUUAUAAUCAAAAAAGUUGACAGUUAUGUUUGUUAUGAAGUUUUUCGUUUCGACUAAGACUGACACAAUAAACGUAGCAAUAGGUGAGAGGGAAGAUUGAUGUAAAUAGGGGUUAGAUGGAGAGAAAAAAUAGUGGGUAUUAUGCGGAAGUAUGAUGUCAGAUGAGGGGAAUGGUGAAGAAAUUCAGGGCUAGUAUGUUGAAUGGAGAUUGAUUUUUGGGGUGAAGGAAACAGAAGAAUAAUAGCGUUGAAGAAUAUAGAAAAUUGAUAUGUUAAGUAGUUAGGGUGGGGCUAAAAAGAAGCAAUACGAGAUAAGGAAAGCAAAUGGGAUGAAUU